This is a messenger RNA of Salpingoeca rosetta, 1155 nucleotides long. Its product is annotated as coiled-coil domain-containing protein 94. NCBI's taxonomy places the organism in Eukaryota, Choanoflagellata, Craspedida, Salpingoecidae. Gene Ontology annotation, biological process: mRNA splicing, via spliceosome. The transcript has a single exon. The coding region runs from base 1 to 1155 and encodes 384 amino acids. The record is from RefSeq and is a predicted model, not a curated record. Gene Ontology annotation, cellular component: U2-type catalytic step 1 spliceosome.
AUGGGUGAGCGCAAGGUGCUGAACAAGUACUACCCGCCGGACUUUGAUCCGGCGAAGCUGCCGCGCAUGCGGUUGGGCAAGGACCGGCAGUUCAAGGUGCGGCUGAUGGCGCCCUUCAACAUGCGCUGCAAGACGUGCGGCCACUACAUCUACAAGAGCACCAAGUUCCUGGCCAUGAAGGAAACAGUGCAGGACGAAACAUACCUGGGGCUGUACAUCUUCCGCUUCUACAUCAAGUGCCCAACAUGUUGCGCAGAGAUCACGUUCAAGACCGACCCAAAGAACUCCGACUACGUGUGCGAGCACGGCGCGACGCGAAACUUCGAAGCGUGGCGCAUGGCUGACAAGCUCGGCACCAUCGACGACGAGCUGGAGGAGGAAGAGGAGGAGAACAACCCCAUGCGCGCGUUGGAGGAGCGCACAAAGGAGUCGCGGCGAGAGAUGGACAUCCUCGACGCGCUGGAGGACAUCCGCGACCUGAAUGCGCGGGCGGCGCAGGUGGACAUUGACACGCUCGUCGCCUCGCGGCAGAAGGAGGAUGCGCAUGAGCAGCUGACGACUGAGGAGCAGUUGCGGAAAGAGGAGGACGAGGCCAUCGCCGCCGCGUUUUCCCGCGACAGGAUCGUGCGGCGCCUGGAAGAUGAGCCAUCUGAGGAGCCCUCAUUCUCUUCUUCGGCUACAAAGAACGCAAAGGCGAAGGCAAAGAAGAGCAAGAAGAACAAGGCGAGGACAACAGCAGCAUCGCCAUCGUCAUCGUCGUCAUCAUCAUUAUUAUCAUCAUCAUCAUCAGCGAAGCGGCGAGCAGCCGGAACGGCGUCGUUUGCAGAGACAGACACGGACCCAACGACCAGUAGCACAGCCACGACAACAGAUGGGGCCACCUCGACUGCCAGGAGCGGGCCAUCCUCAUCUGCAUCGAGCAAGCGGCCCAAGAUGGUGCGUGCGCAGGACAAGAAGAUUGGCACGCUAGGUGGCGGGCCACUGGCGGGGCUGGUGCGUGCAAACAAGAAGCAGCCAGACACAAAACAGCCAGAUGCACAGCAGCAGCGGGCGUCACAGCAGGGCAGUGUGGGAAGGAAGAAUGGCGGCGGUGGCCUGGGGUUGGUCGGUUACGGCUCCGAUGACUCGGAUGAUUCAAGCGACGACAGUGACUGA